AUGCCCAGCAUCUUCAAAUCCCCACCACGCCCUCCUCCAGGUAAGGACAAACACCAUAUCGUGGUGCUCGAAUCCAUCCAUGCCGAAAUGCCCACCUUCAACUUUCCACACACCAUUGACCUGCAUCCCUUGACCCGUCCGGACCAAGUAUCCGAGCGUAUCAAGGAUGCUACGAUCGUCAUUACUUGCGUCGUCCCUGUCACGCCCCGUGACAUGGAUCAGGCACCGUACCUGGGUAUCUUAUCUAUCAUGGCGGUGGGGAUCGGAUGGUUGGACAAAACUGACUGUGCCCGUCGGGGUAUCACCGUGACGAAAUGUCCAGCUGGCAACGUCGACGCCGUCUCCGAGCAUUUCCUCGGCCUAUACUUCGCGGCUCGCAAGCGUGUUGUGCAAAUUCACAACACGGUGACCACGACCAACGAGUGGCGGGAAAACGGUACGUUGACGAAAAAGUGGCCGCGGGGACCACCCAUGGGCUGUAAGCAGGAAACCCUCGGGAUCAUGGGUUACGGAACCCUGGGAAUGCGGAUCGCAAAACUCGCUCGUGCCGUUGGAUUCGGAGAAGUCUUGAUAAGUGAGCGCAAGAAUGCCACGAGCAUCCGAGAGGGACGCGUUGCCUUUGACAAGGUUCUGCGCCGAGCGACCGUCAUUGGAAUCUGUCUACCCAAGGAGAACGACACCUCUGAUUUGAUCGGCGAGAAGGAACUGCAGUCCAUGAAACCCGACGCGUUGAUCAUUAAUGUUGCGCGAGGGGGAAUCGUCAACGAAGCGGCAUUGGCUAGAGCUCUGCGCCAAGGUUGGAUCGCUGGUUGUGCGACGGACGUCAUGGAGACAGAACCUGCCGGACCGGGUACAAGUCCCUUAAUUGCUGACCCAGCAAAAGGGGAGACUGAGGUGCCGAAUCUGACGAUUUCUUCGCAUGUAGCAUGGUUCUGUCAGUCGACGAUCGAAAACUAUCAGCGAAUGUUGAAGGAGGGAAUUGAAGGUUGGGUUGAAGGUACUCUCCAAGAUCCCGAUGGCGAAGUCAACAAAGUCGUCGUGGUACAUGGCGGCAAAAUCUACAAUUGA
This is a messenger RNA of Rhinocladiella mackenziei CBS 650.93, 1068 nucleotides long. RefSeq lists its product as uncharacterized. Bases 1 to 1068 code for a protein of 355 amino acids. The record is from RefSeq and is a predicted model, not a curated record. The transcript is spliced from 2 exons. Gene Ontology annotation, molecular function: oxidoreductase activity, acting on the CH-OH group of donors, NAD or NADP as acceptor; NAD binding. Lineage: Eukaryota; Fungi; Ascomycota; Eurotiomycetes; Chaetothyriales; Herpotrichiellaceae.